Calidris pugnax (ruff) is the source of this 4136-nucleotide messenger RNA. RefSeq names its product aminocarboxymuconate semialdehyde decarboxylase (gene ACMSD). The transcript is spliced from 12 exons. Gene Ontology annotation, cellular component: cytoplasm; cytosol. The record is from RefSeq and is a predicted model, not a curated record. Gene Ontology annotation, molecular function: carboxy-lyase activity; hydrolase activity. NCBI's taxonomy places the organism in Eukaryota, Metazoa, Chordata, Aves, Charadriiformes, Scolopacidae. The coding region runs from base 3133 to 4029 and encodes 298 amino acids. Gene Ontology annotation, biological process: secondary metabolic process.
GCUGUUCUGACAUAAAACUGUGUCCGGAAGGGAUUGCAGCUGUCUCUAUUUGUAUAAAUGCUAUAGUGUUCAGGACAUAGCAAAGAAUAUGAGACUUGCAAAGAGUGUUAUGGUUUCUCUUGAAUGACUCUCUUCAGCAUGUCCUCAUGUGAGAAGGAAUGUACUCUGCCUUUAGCAAAUACAAAUUCAAAACAUUAGGCAGAUCAGAACAUUAUUUAUAUCAGCUAGCUACUAAGAAGCAGAAAGACUGCCAUAUCAUAGCAACUGGAAACUGCUUUCCAGCAUUGCCUCUUACUUCUUAUGACACUUCUUUCACUCAAAAUCUAUUCCAUUGGAUAAAGAUGUAGGGCUAAGGUUUUGAAGAUGUGGAUCCUAUUUUCCAGCCCUGUUGGACUUCCUGUGUAGGAAUCCUGUAGGCAAAGUCAAUGAAGAGAAAAAAGCCUGACCCUGAUAGCUAUAUUAUUAUAUUAUUUCAUUUCCUAGCACCUCAAGCCUCCUUGAAUAUUAAUAAGGAGAAGCCAAAAUCAAUUUAAAAAAAAAAAAAAAGAGCCACAUCUAUGGAUUCAAUCUAAAUCAACUGACACCAUCCCAUAUUCUAUAGCUGCUGCAAGAUUAACACGUGCUUGCAGGUAUUUGUCUCCAGCUGGAACUGCCUGUGAUUUCCACAAUACUUUGACUUCUGGAGAAAGGUGAUUUCAAACAAGAUGGAGGACUCUUGCAUUACAGCAACCGACAACAAUGAGGAGAACUUCUCUUGUUUUUCUUCAUCUGGAUUGUUUGUGGUCUGGUUUUGCUGUGGUGGUUCCUUCUUCUUCCCUUCCUUCUAUUGAAUAAAUGAAAAAAUAUCAAUCAGAUUUGAGAUUCUCCCUCAAGGCCCCCCCUCACUCUCAGCAAUGUCACAGACAGAACUUCAAUUAUAUUUGACAAAAAUUGGAUUAGGUCCGUUAUUUUUUUUCUUUUCCAAGGUAGGCAUUUUCCUGAGGGAAUAAGCAAUCUUUUGCCAGUAGGUUGGCCUACUUUCCUGACUUAGAGUCCCUUUGUUUCACUGAAACAUUAUUCCCAUACUACCAUCAGCACCCGUUCUGGGGCUGCGUGGUGCAAAAAGGCAGAAAGAAUGCAGUGCUAUUGCACCAUGGAGAGUGAAAGUAGAACCAAUGGGUGACAAUGGCAAAACCAGUCCAGGUCUGUCAGCGAGACUGUGGUCACUAUAUGAAUGCAGAACAUUUGUUACUCUUCUUCAGUCUUUGUCUCUAGUCUUUGUGGAGUUGAAAUAAAUUGUUUUUCAUUGUAAGGACAAGUUAGCAUUGCAUGUUCGUUUGUCAUGCUGAAAAUGAGAGCUGCAUCUAUUCUGGACUCUGUUUUUCCUUUUUAGUGCUACUGACUGGAAUGUUUUCACCUGAAUUAGCAGAACACAGUGGUGCAUUCAGAGGCUCCUGAGAAGGAAGUUUGCUUGAUUUCAUUGAUGUUAACUAGUCAAUGUUCCAUAUUGACCAUCUUUUUAAGUGCAGCACUUAAAUUAAGAGCACUCCUGCAUAUUUGGAAAGAGUUGGUCAGCUGGCCCAGUGUUUAUUUUUUAGUAUGUUUAAAAGCAUCAGAGCAAGGCAAUGAUACUGUCACUGUUCACCAUUUUGUUUGCAGGGUGGUGUUUCAUGCACAUACUAAACACAAAACUGCCUUUUUCUGGCAACAAAAUACUAUAUUUGUCACUGGCAUUGUAUUGCAGUAUCAGGGAGUGCUAGUGUAAGCCAGGAUGGUUUAUUGGUUUGGUCUAUCAGACAUCUGAUGUCUGACAUUCAAAAGCAAAUGCUCACUUCUUAGUUUCAUCAGUAUGCCUUUCGUGGAACUACAGAGGGAGGUAAUGGCAUCCCCAUUCAGCUUCACCGGAGCCAUAUCUGAAAUAAAACCAAUUCUAAAUGGACAGGCCGACAUCAAUCCUGCAAAGGUCAUCACUAGAGAUAAUCUUCAGUGUUACUCCUCUAGGACCAAAGCCUGAGACUGAUUUAUUCUGAUAUUCCUAAAGGCAACACCUUUGAGUAAGUGUUUAUUCUGUUUAAAGGCUCUGAUAGUUUGCACUGCAGCUACUGUUUUGUGCCUGGUGUGUGGAUAAGAUGGUAAGUUACUUCAGAUCAUUCUUUGCCAUUUAGACACAUGUCCUCUGCUAAAUGAAUAGAUGAGUAAGACUCUUUAGUGAUGAAAACCUCUAGAUUCUGUAUUCCACAGGCUUUUUUCAUGAACCUGAUCUUUUCUUUUAAUAGUCCCUUGACCAUCUUGUGCAAUAUUGGCUACCAUAGUUUUCUUUGACAAACAAAUAAAAAUUAGACUGCCUUUUGUACAUUUUGUAGGAUGUUUUUAAACUUCUUUUUUGUUUGCUGGCUUACUUGUUGGCACGUAGGCAGAGGCAGAUUCAUAUUUUGCUGUUGUUUUGUAGUCCCUAUAGUCCCACAGCCUGUUCAGUGGUCAACAAGAUGAGAAAUUCUACACUAGGUUCUUUUAACUUGGUCUAGGUACCUCUCAGCCUAGUAUUGGUCACCCUAUUUUUUUAGUUUAAAAUAAACCAAUAAUGAUGAUGGUAGUACAACAAUGCUACAUUAAUUUUGAAACUGCAGAGCAUGCUUAAAUUAUUACCCAAUGUGUGUAGGUAAUUUACUGUUUUUCUCUUGCACUGGGUUAAGUAGGUUUAAAUUGAAAUCAUCUCUCUUCUUGGCGUUUUUAGACUGAAUAUUAACUUAGGCCAAAAAUAAUCAGAAUGUUAUUUUGAAAAAAGAAUAUGAUAAUUCAAUAUCUUUUCCUUCAGGCUAUGAAAGAGUGCCUCUAAUAUGAUUCCCAGAGAAUAGAGCAUGUGGUGACCUUGAUUGGGUCACUUUUCCUAUUGUGGGGGCACUGCCCAUUCCUCCUGAUGCGCCUGUCUACCACGGCCUUUUCCCACCAUGUCAGACCUAAGUUUUGUGAAGAAGGCUGUACGCAAAGGUCACGUUGCAGAGGCCAGAAUCUGCUCACAUGGAAAUCGCUGUAUGAUGGAGACUGUAACACAAGUUAACACUGGUGGUAAAGUCUGUCACCUCCCAUCACAAUGAGAGAUACGGAUACGGUGGAUGGGUACAGCUGGAUCAUCACUGCAAGGGACAGGCAAAGAUGAUGAAGGAUGGAAAGGUUUUUAGAGUUAUUCAAGAGAACUGCUGGGAUCCAGAAGUACGGAUUAAAGACAUGGACCUAUCAGGAGUCACAGUCCAAGUCCUCUCCACAGUCCCUGUCAUGUUCAGCUACUGGGCCAAACCUCAGGAUACUUUAGAUCUAGCACAGAUAUUAAAUAAUGACUUAGCUGCUACAGUAAAAAAGUACCCCAAGAGGUUUGUUGGCUUGGGAACGUUACCUUUGCAAGCUCCAGACCUGGCUGUGAAGGAAAUGCAUCGCUGCGUGAAUGAACUUGGAUUUCCUGGAGUACAAAUAGGAUCUCAUGUCAAUGAAUGGGACCUGAAUGCACCAGAACUGUACGAUAUUUAUGCUGCUGCUGAAAAAUUGAAUUGCUGCCUCUUUGUGCAUCCCUGGGACAUGCAGAUAGAUGGAAGGAUGUCCAAAUACUGGUUUCCCUGGCUAAUAGGCAUGCCAACAGAAACAACCAUGGCCAUUUGCUCCAUGAUUAUGGGAGGAAUUUUUGAAAAAUUUCCUAAGCUGAAAGUUUGCUUUGCACAUGGAGGUGGAGCUUUUCCAUACACAGUGGGGCGAAUCUCCCAUGGAUUCAACGUGCGCCCGGAUUUGUGUGCGAUGGAUAAUAAGGUGGAUCCAAGAAAAUACCUUGGUUCGUUUUACACAGACUCCCUUGUCCACGAUCGUGGUGCACUAAGGCUGCUGACAAGUGUAAUAGGAGAGGACAAAGUCAUUCUGGGGACAGAUUACCCUUUUCCACUUGGGGAGCUGGAACCUGGAAAAUUGAUUGAUUCAAUGGAAGAUUUUGACAAUAAACUGAAGGAUAAACUCAAGGCUGGAAAUGCUCUGGAAUUUUUGGGUCUUAGCAGAAAACAAUUUGAAUAAUUAUAACGACACUAAAGAGACCAAACUUCAGGAAUAGCACUGAAUGUUUGGGGAAACUUCUAUUUGUACAUGCAAUUAUACAGAGGAAAAAUAAAUUUGACAAGUAU